AUGGGUUUACGAAACAUCCUCCGCAAGAAGGACAACGCCGACAACGACAACGACAACGACAACGACAACGACAACGACAACGACGUCGACGUCGACGUCGACGCCUCCACUGUCACCCCGACCAUCAACGCGCCUCCCCAGUUCAAAUUCACCCGCUCCGACACGCACGCGCAAGAAGACCCCAUCCAACCGUCAUCAGACCGCCAGUACGCCGCCUACCGACCCCCCUCCCACCACCACCACCAUCGCCCCCACCAACAUCAACACCACCACCCCGGCUUCCUCACCGCAUCAGGAGACCCCGGCUCGUCCCACCGCUCGCGCAGCGCCUCCCUAUCCUCGCAAGCCUCGCAAGCCAGCGCCACCAGCACCAGCUCCCGCUCCCGCCGCCGCCUCUCCGAACGCCUGCACCUCUCCCGCGCGCCCUCCUCGUCUGAACACGUCCCGCAGAACCUCCCCGACAUCGCGCCGGGCGACGGGCCCGACCGCGAGCGCCAGUGGGAGCACCGCGCCACCAUGCUCGCCUCCGCGGCGGAGAUGGCGCGGAACGGGCCGGCUAGCCCGCCGCCGACAGGGGGGCGGGAGGCGACGACGACGAGGGGGCGGAGUGUGAGUGCUUUUGCCUCGUCGCCGUCGCCGUCGCCGGUGCCGGUGCCGGGACUGAGUAGACCUGGGAGGGGUCCGACGCCCGGGCCCGUCUCGUCGAAGGAUAUCGACGAGGAUAUUCAGGAGGCGAUACGGCUGCACGAGGAGGGGGACUUGGCGAGGUCGACGGCGCUGUUUCGGCGGCUGGCGGAUCCGAAGGGGGCGAAUAAUCCGUUGAGUCAGGUUCUGUAUGGUCUAGCUUUGAGACACGGCUGGGGUUGUCAGCCCGAUGUGACCACGGCUGUUCGAUACCUCACCGCGGCGGCAUCCAACGCGGCAGCCGUCGAGGAGAUGGCGCUGCAGGCCGGUCUCAAGAAAGGCGGCGCCGCCAAAGGGGAGCUCGUCCUCGCCAUCUUCGAGCUGGGCAACUCGUUCAGGCACGGCUGGGGUACCAACAAAGAUCCCAUCGCUGCAAAACAGUACUAUGAGACGGCCGCGAAUCUUGGAGAUACCGAUGCCAUGAACGAGACGGCAUGGUGCUAUCUCGAGGGGUUCGGUUGUAAGAAAGACAAGUAUGCAGCAGCUCGCUACUAUCGUAUGGCAGAGAAGAACGGGCAUAAAACGUUGGGUAACUCUUGGAUCUGGAAAGAAAAGUACGACCCCCCCGAGGAGGGUGGUGGCGGGAAGAAGAAAAAGUAG
This is a messenger RNA of Sodiomyces alkalinus F11, 1284 nucleotides long. Its product is annotated as HCP-like protein. The record is from RefSeq and is a predicted model, not a curated record. Lineage: Eukaryota; Fungi; Ascomycota; Sordariomycetes; Glomerellales; Plectosphaerellaceae. The transcript has 6 exons. The coding region runs from base 1 to 1284 and encodes 427 amino acids. Gene Ontology annotation, molecular function: protein binding.